Molecule: messenger RNA, 2964 nt
Organism: Mesocestoides corti
Lineage: Eukaryota; Metazoa; Platyhelminthes; Cestoda; Cyclophyllidea; Mesocestoididae
Source: the annotation of a GenBank genome assembly
CUACUGUCCAUGGUCGCGAACCCACGUCAAUCUUCGAACAUUUUUGAUGGCGUAAUCCUGCUUCUCUCCAAAGGCCACAAUGUUUCAUCCCCUUCCUCGAUUCCAUCUUCAACUGCUGUCAAGGCGCUCGCCGAACACCUCGCUCCGAUGCCUCAUCUCCUUGUGUUGGUUUCCACGGCGGAUGGCAUUGGUGAGGGAGGUCGACAAAUGGAGCCCUCCAUCUAUCGAAACCGAUUUUUCGCUACACAGUUGCACUCGCCGUCAGAACCCGUUAGGUCUUUACCACAGACACCCGUUGCUAGAAAUUGUAGUGGUGAGAGAGUGACCGGUAGUAGUCAGUCGUUCUCGUUUGAUGACGCUGAUCUGGAGGAACCGUCGCUUCCUUUUGAAACACCUCACUCUCCAGUUAACUUCGGACUUGCAUGUAUUUUGGAUAAGCUUUCUGCUUUCCUAUCAACCUGCUGGACACGCAAACUAAUUUCGAGUGACGAUGGUUGUCAGGAUGAAUCAGGUGUCCAUCAAAGUACCUCACCUAAGACAAAGGGUGGUGCCGAAGGGGUUUGUGGCUCCGUUCACGAAAGUCGCUUCCGCCAUACUGUUCCUCUAUGUCAACUUCGUCAUCAUCACCGUCGGUGUUCUUACCGACGCCACCAUAAUCAUCGACGUCACAUCCGCAGACAUCAUCAUCAUCAUCACCAUCGGUGUAGUAAAGCUGCGGCGCCUACUGCAGCCGUCAAGAUAUUCCGUACUUCUUCCGCUUCCUCUUUUGCAAGCUCAAAUCCAACCACAACUUUGAAUUGUCAUCGGCCUCCCAAGCUCACUCUAACCCCUGCACUCCCUGCUCAGCCGAGGAAAUUCGUCAGAAGUUACAGUCUGCCUGCCUGGACUGAUGAAAUGUCUUCUUGUGUCCCACUGACACAGCCAACCUGUUUUGCUGCCAUGUCUUAUGAACCAACUCGAUUUCUGUCAAGAUCACUCAGCACGUUUAAAUAUCGUCGAAAAACAGUUUCGCAUUUCGAGACCGAACCGCCUCUAACCACUGGUUCAUCGGACUCGAAACUUGGUGAUGGUGAUGCAACUGUGGAAAACACCCCGAAAUCUAAUCAAACACGCAUGUCGCAACUUGUAACCUCGACCCUUGAACCCCCGUCGGGCGACUGUUCCUCUGCCGCCUCCUGUUCUCCUCAUCCAAUGGCUUCACAGUCUUCUCGCUUAGUUUUCGCUUCCGAGAGGACCACUUAUGAUCCAGUAUUUCUCAAGUUUUCUGAGGGCGUCUCCCCCACUCUACCUGAUGGUGCUGGAUCGGUAGAAGUGCACGUACUCUCAGAGCAGCAAAGACGACGGCGUCUACGUAAAAAGGGGUGCAAACAGAGGAUACAAGAAGUCGAACCAGAGGCAUUCCAUAAUAUUAACGAUGCUCUUGAAAUGGGAACCAUCCAGUUGAUCCCUUGUCCACACAUUCAGCGGCCACCCACCACACCGCCUCCUCAGUUUCAAUCUGCUUCUGGUCUCGUCUGCCGUCAUUCGCUCAGACAACAACCUGUCGAACAAAACAGCCUUGACUUUGGUUUGAAUCAUCGAGGAUCGUCGACUUGCGAACACAACUAUCAACCUCACAACAAUAUUUUUGGUGUUGCUCCUCCAACGACCACGUCGACAGGUGGCAGUGUUUCGUCGUUUUUCACCUCGGGCAUCCGUGCUGUCGCCAGCGGUUUUGGUCGCCCCCGUGAGCGUCGGCGUUCCGUGAGUACGCCCUGCGGUGGAGAAUUGCCUAAUAAUACUACUGGCUCCUUGAAGACGUCCUGUGUUGUGGUUCCCUCAUGCGUCUCAUCCCAUACUGCAUCCUCUACUCCGGGUUCUGGGCGAGCUGGAGAGUUCUAUCCUAAUGUGCAUGAUCUGGAAACGUCCCAGGGAGCUGGCGGUGACUACCCCACGACGACACUCUCCAAAGCUUCAACGCCACCCUUCUCUUUCGAUGAUCUGGAAAGCAUCGGCAUAUUUGCCGGUGGUGGUGGUAGUGGUGGGACUCCCCUUCUGCGCCUACAAGUCACCUCUUUGGAUCAUUUAACGCAUAUGGCGGCGUCCAGUCGGCCAGCGGGUAAGGGCGGUUGCUUCGCGGUGACGCCACGGCAUUGGCACCUGCCCUCCUGCCCCCACAGACUCUGCAUACCCCGACAGAACUUAGUGCCUCCGUCGCAGUCUACGACUCGGCGGCAUCCGCCCUCUCUGACGACUGCGCGACACUGUUGGCUUCAAAUGCCUGUUGUCAGCGGUGCUUCACCCUCCUCUAAAACUCUGCAUAAUGAUAAACAGUCUUUCAAAUCUAGCCACUGUACUGACCCAUCGCCUAUGAGCACCGCACUCCCUCCCGAAUCUCGGCCUCCAGCGUUGCGUCACUUGCCUGCAAGCCCCUCCAAGCACCUCCAAUACCCCCCUACGCUUCAACCACCCUUUGCUGGUGAUCAACAAUCGACUAUGGAUCUUCUCUCAUCACCUUCCAACGCUUCAUCGGAUGACUUUGUCCCAUCGAUUAGUCGACCGGGCACAUUUCGGACAGCAGCAACGGCAAUGGCGCAGUGUGGGGAAAAAACGGUCCCUCGUCCAUCCCCUCCAUUGGCCUUAUCAUCGUCUACUAAUCAUCCGCCAAGCUCGCUUUCCACUGGCUUCUUGUUGUCGUCACCUGUCAAAGAAAGCUUUCUUAGUCCAAGUGCAUCGGGAAGGCGGAGUAAACGCAAUGUGCUAUCACUCUUCAGUGGGAGGACAAAUAUCUCCUUGUCAGAGCCACAGCCACAAAAGUGUAAGCGCCAGCAAACUUUCUCCACAGGCCCAGGUGGUGGAGCUUCAUUUCCCUCGACUCCUAUCCGGGAUCCUUCUGGUGUGCAAACUGUGCUAUCGUUCGGUCAUCAUAAAGCGAAGUCUACCACGCCACCAGCACCCAACUCUGCCGCUAUAAAUAACACCUGA